Heteronotia binoei (common prickly gecko) is the source of this 1087-nucleotide messenger RNA. Its product is annotated as D-amino-acid oxidase-like. Bases 44 to 1087 code for a protein of 347 amino acids. Gene Ontology annotation, molecular function: D-amino-acid oxidase activity; FAD binding. Lineage: Eukaryota; Metazoa; Chordata; Lepidosauria; Squamata; Gekkonidae. The transcript has 10 exons. The record is from RefSeq and is a predicted model, not a curated record.
CCUGCCGCCAUUUUGUCUUCUCAGCCGUCAACUGAAGGCUGCCAUGAGGGUCGCUGUGAUUGGGGCCGGCGUGAUCGGACUGUCCACGGCCAUCUGCAUCUACGACCGCUACCACCUGACCGAUCCGGGGCUGGAGAUGGAGGUGUACGCCGACCGAUUCACACCUCACACCACCAGCGAUGGGGCAGCUGGGCUCUGGCAGCCCUACCGUUACGCCAAGGGGGACGCCCAGGAAAAGCUUUGGAACAAAGAGACUUUUGAUUAUCUGUUGGAGCACAUUAACUCCCCAGAAGCUCAAGAAAUGGGCCUUUUCCUGCUCUCUGGAUACAAUCUCUUUACCCGGCCGGUUCCAGACCCAUCCUGGAAAGAUACGGUCUUGGGCUUUAGGAACUUAACACAGAAAGAGCUUGAACUCUUCCCUGGUUACAGUUACGGCUGGUUCAACACGGCCCCGAUGCUGGAGGGCAGGACCUAUCUCCCCUGGCUGACAAGCAGGUUAAAGAUGCGGGGAGUCAAGUUCUUUCAUCGGAAAAUCAGCUCUUUCCAAGAGUUGAUGGCUCAAGGUGUGGAUGUCAUCGUCAACUGCACGGGGGUUCGUGCCGGGGAGCUGCAGCCAGACCUCGAGUUGCGUCCCGGUCGGGGGCAAAUCAUCAAGGUGGAGGCUCCGUGGGUGAAGCAUUUCAUCAUAACCCAUGAUGCUGAGUCGGGCCUCUAUAAUACACCUUACAUCAUACCUGGGAGCCGGCUCGUGACCUUGGGAGGGAUCUUCCAGCUGGGAAACUGGAGUGAAGAGCGCAGCCCCCAGGACCACCGUCACAUUUGGCAGAGCUGCUGCCAGCUGCUGCCCAGCAUCCAGAAAGCCAAGAUUGUGGACGAGUGGAGCGGCCUCCGUCCAGCCCGGCCUAAAGUUCGGCUGGAGCGUGAAGUCAUACGCCACGGACAUUUACAAUCUCAGGUGAUUCAUAACUACGGCCACGGGGGCUUUGGGAUCACCAUCCACUGGGGUUGUGCGAUGGAGGCGGCCAGGUUAUUUGGGAGCAUCCUGGAGGACCAGAAGCUCCCCAAACCACCCCGAGCCCAGCUCUGA